UGAUUUCGCAGAUCAAAAGCCGUGAAAACUCGUUUUCUGUUUUUAAAAAACAACGAGACAACGACGUUUUCUCGUUGUCCCAGCCUUUUAUCUUGUGGGGAAAUCAAACGGUUUUAACGUGUACUUUAAAACGUGCACGGACCGGAAAGGAACCAGUUAGUAAAUAAAGUUGUGAAAUAAUUGUAUUGGAUGAAAAAGUGAAAUUAAUGGAAAUGAAUUAAAGUAAACAAUGAAGAAUGGAAGAUCUGAAUUAGACUUGAGCGAAUCUUCAUCUCCUUGGUUUCUAGCUGGAGCCGUUUUCAGCAGCAUGAUGUUGGAGGAUGUACACAUGGACUAUCAGGAGGAUGAGGAGGGACCGAUCAUCACCCCCAUCGUCACCUUACGAACAAACAGAUCAGACAUCGGUGUGCAGCCGAGAGAACGAGACGGAUGGGAAAGUCAGGUUGUGUAUAAUGCAAGUGGAGGUGAACAUGCAGCUAAAGCCGAGGAGCCAGAACCUCUGUACCUCACACUAGGGUGUGCACCAAUAUACAGCGAUGGAGGCCCAGCUGGGGAAACAGAUGUGUCAAGGAGUCCUAACCAGAUUGUGAUUCCCCAGUACCAGCAGACAGCGCAUCCCAUGUCUGAAUCCAGCAAUCAGAAAGCCAGCAUUUACUCUAAACUGUCCUUAGAAGGCAGAGCUGCUGAAACAGUUUAUGAGUCAAAAUCCAAUAAAUUCUGUCACUGCAGCCGAUCCCAGUGCCUCAAACUCUACUGCGAGUGUUUCGCCAGCGGAGUGAUGUGCAGCAACUGCCACUGCUCCAACUGCCACAACAACCUGGAGCAUGAAGUGAACCGUCAGAGGGCAAUUAAGUCUCGUCUAGCUCGUGAUCCAGACGCCUUCAGACCCAAGUCAGGAGAAGCUAGCGGCUGGCACAAAGGCUGUACAUGUAAACGCUCCAGCUGCCUUAAGAAUUAUUGCGAGUGCUACGAGGCCAACACCAUGUGUAGUUCCAGGUGUAAAUGCGUCGGUUGUCGAUGGAAACCUUGUCAGCCGAUGGACAAGGGAGCAACAAUUAUCAAGGACACGUGGGCGGUGUCGGCCAUAGCCCCCGCUGUGGUGGAGGACGUGUGCAGCCGUCUGCUGGUCCAGGCCCAGAAGGCUGAGAGAGAGGCCCAGCGCAUGGUGCUCAACGAGUUCGGACACUGUCUGACUGAAAUUAUUAAGACCAUGUUCAAGUAGAGCACACGUUUAAGUCUGAGACUGAUGCUCACAUUCGAAAUCUCUAGCAAAAAUUUAUGUUUUUAUUCUAGUUUUGAUAUUCUAGGCUUAUUGCAAGACGUUUAAGUGGAGUUAAUUGCUGGUGUUAUUUUUAGAACAGCACAUAUUUAAAGUUGACUUAUUACUAUAAAUCGACCCAUUUGCAAGCCAAUGUAAAACAGUGUCUUUUGUGUAUUUUAGUCAUCUGCAUUUGACUUGUUACAAAUGUUGUAUCAUUUUAUUUAUUUAUUUACUUGAGACUUGCUUUUAAAUUAUAUUUGAUGCUAUCACUAUGUUUACAGGAUGUAUACUGUAUACAUGUCCUGAUAUCUAUCAAUUUAUAUACAUUUAAUUUAAUAUAGUACAUAUGGUGAUGUGUUGUUCAACCUAAUACAUGCUGUCCCAAAAAUUGCUUACAGUUUUGCAA
Messenger RNA from Betta splendens (Siamese fighting fish), 1667 nucleotides. It is a transcript of the gene tesmin, whose product is annotated as testis expressed metallothionein like protein. Gene Ontology annotation, cellular component: nucleus. The record is from RefSeq and is a predicted model, not a curated record. The transcript has 11 exons. Bases 230 to 1222 code for a protein of 330 amino acids. Gene Ontology annotation, biological process: regulation of DNA-templated transcription. NCBI's taxonomy places the organism in Eukaryota, Metazoa, Chordata, Actinopteri, Anabantiformes, Osphronemidae.